Messenger RNA from Ipomoea triloba (trilobed morning glory), 3289 nucleotides. RefSeq names its product pentatricopeptide repeat-containing protein At2g16880. Gene Ontology annotation, molecular function: protein binding. The transcript is spliced from 2 exons. Lineage: Eukaryota; Viridiplantae; Streptophyta; Magnoliopsida; Solanales; Convolvulaceae. The coding region runs from base 103 to 2439 and encodes 778 amino acids. The record is from RefSeq and is a predicted model, not a curated record.
CAGAAACAACAGAAAAGUAUCUGCAUUUUUGGUUCCUUCUUCUUCUUCUUCUUCUUCUUCUUCUUCAGUGGGAUGAAACCCUAAAACAGAGAAGAGACAGCAAUGAGCUCAAUCUCCCCAAAACCUCCAUUAAACCCUACCCAACUGACUCAAACAAUCAUCGCUCUACUCGGCUCCUCCUCCUCCAAACCGCUAUUUCGCCAUGACUCCCUCACUCCAUACCUUCCCCACCUCACGCCGCCGGUAAUCCACUCCGUCUUCUCCUCCGGAGCUCUCUCUUCUUCCCCUCACACUCUCCUCUCUUUCUUCCGAUGGGCCCACUCCAAUGUCCCCUCCUUCUCCGCUAACCCUCUCCCAUCGCUUCUCCAUCUCCUCUUAUCCCUCCUCUCCAGAAAGAAAUUCUCCGACGCCAAAUCGCUCCUCGUUAACUUCAUCCCUUCCGAUCAACCGAAGAACGAGCUCCACCGCCACCUUCUCCGCCCAUCUCCGCCGCUUCCGAAGCCCUCCAAGGCCCUAUUGGACACUGCAAUCGGCGCGUAUUGCCAUUGCCGACGCCCUCACCUCGCUCUCCAGGUUUUCAAAAAAAUGAGGCGUCAUAGUCUGCGCCCUAAUCUGCUUACUCUCAACACUCUCCUAAUUGCGCUGGUAAAGUAUCCUUCUGCUCACUCUGUACAUUUCUGUAAAGAAUUGCUGGACGAUGCAAUUAAGCUUGGUUUAGCUCCAAAUACUAUGAGUUUUAACAUUUUGAUUAAUGGGCAUUGUUUAAAGAACAAGUUUAAGGAUGCUAUUAAAUUGUUGUAUAAGAUGGAGGAAUUCGGGUGCAGACCGGAUAAUGUAAGCUAUAAUACUGUUUUGGACGGGUUGAGCAAGAAGGGUAGAUUAAAAGAGAUCCGCGAAUUGCUACUGAAUAUGAAGAACAAGGGGCUUCUUCCUAAUAAGAACACUUACAACAUUUUGGUGAGUGGGUAUUGUAGAAUUGGGUUGUUGAAGGAUGCUGCUCAGGUUAUUGAGCUGAUGACACGAAGCAAUACCCUGCCUGAUGUUUGGACCUAUAACAUGUUGAUUAAUGGGCUUUGUAAUGCAGGAAAGAUUGACGAGGCGUUUAGGCUUCGGGAUGAGAUGAAAGGCUUGAAGUUGUUACCUGAUGUGGUGACUUAUAAUACAUUGAUGAAUGGGUGUUUUGAUAGUGGAAUGAGUUCAGAGGCGUUUAAUUUACUUGAUGAAAUGAGUGAAAAUGGUUUGAGACCUAAUGAGGUUACUUAUAACAUAUUGAUCAAAUGGUAUUGCAAGGAAGGGAGGAUGAAUGAUGCUACCGAUACUGUUCGGAAGAUGGAUGAGAAUGGAUUUUGUCCUGACUGUGUUUCAUACAAUACUUUGAUUAGUGGGUUUUCUAAAAGGGGAAAUCUUGCCGAGGCAUUUAAAGUAAUCAACACAAUUGGAGAAAAAGGAUUGAAGAUGGAGACUGUAACACUAAACACAGUCCUGAACACACUUUGUCAGGAAAAGAAUCUUAGUAAGGCUUAUGAGUUGCUGACUAGUGCCACUAAACGUGGCUAUAUUGUUGAUGAAGUAAGCUAUGGCAGUCUAAUUGUUGGCUACUUCAAGGAUGGAAAUGUAGACAGAGCUCUUAAGCUUUGGGGUGAGAUGAAAGUGAAAGAGAUCAUUCCUAGUAUUGUCACAUAUAAUUCUCUAAUUGGAGGGCUCUGUAAAUCAGGCAAAACUGAGCAAGCUAUAACUAAGUUCAAUGAACUUUUGGAGAAUGGGUUAAUUCCUGAUGAGAUAACAUACAACACGAUUAUUCAUGGAUACUGCUGGGAGGGGAAUGUUAGGAAAGCAUUUCAAUUUCACAACAAAAUGGUUGAGAAUUCAUUCAAACCUGAUAUCUAUACAUGCAACAUUCUUCUUCGUGGACUUUGCAGGGAAGGAAUGAUUGAAAAAGCCAUUAAUCUCUUCAAUACAUGGAUUGAUAAAGGGAAACAGCUUGAUGCAGUAACCUACAAUACACUGAUAACAGCCUUAUGUAAGAAUGGAAGGCUAGAGGAUGCUCUAGGCCUUGCUGCUGAAAUGGAAUUGAAGAAACUAGGGCCAGAUAGUUACACUUACAAUGCCAUUGUUGAAGCACUUACUAAUGUUGGAAGGGUUAGGGAAGCAGAAGAGUUCACUUCAAAAAUGAUUGAGAUGAGAAUAUCAUCUAGUGAGUCCAUUGGAAUGAAUAAGGGGGAAGAAGACGUCAGGGGUGAGUCUUCAGUGGAACAGGACAUGAGCUCUAUUGCUCAGUCAGAAGAGAUUAAUGAGCUUUGUGCUCAAGGGAGAUAUAAGGAUGCAAUGCAUAUCUUUGGAGAACUUACUCAGAAGGGUGUUUUCAUACCAAAGUCUACCUAUAUCACUUUAAUGUAUGGACUCAUCAAGAGGAGAAAAAGUAUCUCCAAAGCAAGGUGAACUUGAUAUGCUGCUUGUUGGCUACACUCGGUGAUUAACAUAAAUGGGAGAAAGGAGCCUAGUGAAUUUCAGGUCUGAAGUUUCUUACAGUGCACACUCCAUGGGUAUUGUAAGGUGAGAAAAGCAGUUUGCAAGAGAUGAGUAUGGAGCCUCUAAGACUGUGUCAAAAGGCAAGUGACACCUGCUACAUAAAGUCUCCAUUUUUAUUCCAUUCUUGUGAUUAUUAAUUUCAUUAAGUAUACUUGUCUCCAUUGUGCUCUGCUACAGUUUCUGACCCAACCAUUAUUAAAUGCCGCAUUCUGCUUACUAUAUCUUGUGUACACAUUUCAAAGAUCAUUACAUAAUUAAUACGAGCAUAUCCUGAUUAAACUAACCAUUGCAUAAACCAUUAUCCAUCACAACAGUCUUUGAUUAAUCUAGUUGACUCUGAUCAAAAUCUGCCAUGUUUUUGCUUCUGGUUCGAGAAACCUAGCUUGUGUAUGAAAGCAAGAAGAUGAAGGGAUCUGAAUGCAUAUAUACAUACAUACAUGACAGCCUCACAUGUUGGAGUAGGAGAAGUGGUAUCCAACCCUACAGUAAUUGACCUCCAUUACAGUUCCAAGCAUUUUCAUAUUCUGUCAUAGAUCAUCACAAUAUAGAUAUUUAUAUAUGUGUGGACUUAUUGCAGACAUCUAGAAUCCCCACAGAUAUAAUAUAUGUUCCAUUAGUUUCUGUACAACUUGUAUGUAUCUGUGUGUAGUAUCUUUGUAUAAUAUAAUCAUAUAUCUGUUAGACUUGUUAGGAUGGUGAGUUGGUCAUACAUACAUUAUUACAUUUUCAAAUACAAUAGUGGGUAUUUGCCUGCAAAAUA